Botrytis deweyae is the source of this 2180-nucleotide messenger RNA. RefSeq lists its product as uncharacterized. Gene Ontology annotation, biological process: fatty acid metabolic process. The record is from RefSeq and is a predicted model, not a curated record. Gene Ontology annotation, molecular function: medium-chain fatty acid-CoA ligase activity. Lineage: Eukaryota; Fungi; Ascomycota; Leotiomycetes; Helotiales; Sclerotiniaceae. The transcript is spliced from 3 exons. The coding region runs from base 253 to 2079 and encodes 608 amino acids.
AGACCGUUUAUAGACUAUCCAUAAGAUGUUGGCUCUAGAAAAAGUGCAUUUGUAUUAUAUUUUCAACAUAAGGUAGAUGCAAUAAGGAUUACCUAAAAGCAAAUCGAUCUCGACCGAUAUACUACUACUUAGGUAUCAAUACGUUCCCCAGCAGCAUCAACUCCACUCCGGACCUCGGACGAUUAGCAGCAUCUCUCGACAGGCCUCCUUGUAAUUUGGUUUUAUCUGCCAUCCAAUCAACCACCCUUACCAAUGCCUCUCCACCUUCCCGUCGUCUCAAUGUUCUGUAGCAGAAGAUCACCGUCACUUCUCCAACGAAACCCCUCAACAUUCCUCCGUUCGUUGUCAAAAACUCCCGCUACUCUAUUCAGUGCAAGAAUGGCAUCCACGCUCCCAAGAUUACCUCUCUUCGAAGCUAUCUCAAGCCAUGACCCCAAAUCUACAUCAGUAAUACAUUCAGCCUCUGGAAGACGGUUUACAUAUGGUCAAUUAUUACACGAUGUAGCAGAAAGAAGAGACAAACUCUCUAACGAGGCUGGGCAAAAGGGAUUAGAAGGAGAAAGAAUUGCUUUCCUUGUAGAAAAUAGCUAUGAUUAUGUGGUGACAUUACUCUCCAUCUUUGGUACACACUCUAUAGCUGUUCCAUUGUCCCCGGCAUUUCCUGCCCAUGAAUUACAAUACAUCUUGGACCAAAGCGAGGCUUCAAUGUUAUUGUCUUCAACCAAGUUCGAGAGCAAGGCUCAAGAAGUGAUGAAUACUGAUCUGGAAUCCAAACCAAAACAUGUUAAACUUGAGAAGAAGCUCGAGAGCUCAGACUAUGGCAAAGUCACGUUGGAAGGGCCAUCAGAGGGUAAAGGAGGCAUGAUGUUGUAUACGUCAGGCACAACCAACAGACCUAAAGGAGUUCUACUUCCUCAAUCGGUCCUGACAGCACAAUCAAAAUCUCUGAUCGAAGCUUGGAACUACAGUCCUCGAGACCAUCUCCUUCAUGUCCUCCCUCUUCAUCAUAUUCACGGCACUGUAAAUGCCAUUCUUGCACCCCUGUUUACCGGUUCCACGAUCGAGUUCCUCUUCCCAUUCAACGCCACGGCCGUCUGGCAACGCUUCGCUGCCCCUUUCCUACCGGAUACCCAAAUCAAGGAACCCGUCACGUUCUUCACGGUCGUCCCCACAGUCUACAAUCGUCUUUUAAAAACCCACAAAGAUCUCUCCCCCGAACACCAAUCUGCAGCAAAAGAAGCUAUCUCCCCCUCGAACCUCCGCCUCAACAUCUCCGGCAGCGCCGCCCUUCCUACACCCACCAAAAAUGCUUGGUCCACCCUCUCCUCCAACAACAUUCUUCUCGAACGCUACGGUAUGACCGAAGUCGGCAUGGCCCUCUCCUGUAGUCUAUCACCCACGGACCGCGUGGACGGCAGCGUAGGCUGGCCCCUCCCCACCGUGCAAGUCCGACUCGUCGAUACCGAAACCAACGAAGUGAUUGCUCCCGGCUCAGAACUCGACUCCAACGGCAAGGAGCGCGAUGGAGAAAUCCAGCUCCGCGGUCCCACGAUCUUCAAAGAAUACUGGCGCAACCCAGAAGCUACACUCAAAGAGCACGUCGAUGAUCCCGAUGGCGGCGGUCGCUGGUUCAAAACGGGCGAUGUGGCUGUGCGUCGCUAUGUUGACAGCGCGGGGAAAAGUAACCAGGAAUGGGCUAAAGGUCCUAUGUAUUUCAUCCGCGGUCGCAAAUCAGCUGACAUUAUUAAAUCUGGAGGGGAAAAAGUAAGCGCGCUUGAGGUAGAACGGGAAAUGCUAUCGCUUCCCCAAAUAUCAGAAUGUGCAGUCUGUGCCGUGCCGUCGGGAAAUUGGGGCCAAAAGGUCGGGGCAGUAGUAGUAUUGAAUGAAGAAUUUCUAGAGGGAAAGAAAUGGGGACCAUUGGAUAUGAGAAGAGCGCUCAAGGAACGAUUGGCGGGAUAUAAGAUUCCGCAGGUGAUGAGGGUUGUGGAGAGUAUCCCGAGGAAUGCAAUGGGGAAGAUUAAUAAGAAGGUGCUUGUGAAGAGUGUUUUUGUAGAUGAUAUUAGUGGAGAUGAAAUGUAAGAGGUAAAAUUGUAACAUGGAAGGGCUGGAGAAACAUACGAAAUAUGUUGUAGUGUAGUAGCCCUUAUAUAUAGAACAUCGAAUCAAUUCAUUACCGUUCC